CGGCAGUUGGCGGGCGACACGUCAUCCGUGCGGGCCAUGCGGCGCUGAUUGGCCGAGAGCUGCAGCGGGAGGUUACGGGGACAUCCGACCGACAACAAAUAAAUACCACGACAUUGUCAGAAAGAGAAAGGUGGGAGGAAAGAGCAAGAUCGGUAAGCGGGGAGGCGCAUCCCCGUUACAGCACCAGUUAUUCCCAUUCCCAGCACAGCAGAAUGUGUAGUUUGAGGAGUUUUUGGAGUCACUUGUGCGCAGUUUAUCGAGCACGAUAGACAGUUCCAAAACCAAUCUACUGAGUAGGAGGGAAGGCUCCUUUCUUUGUGUGUGAAUCGGAUCUGUUCACCAGGGACAUAUCAUCAUGGGAAAAACUUACCUCAUUGGAGAGUACAGUGAGAAAUAUCUUAAAAAACUGAAGGGAGAAGAACGAUAUGGAACAACUGGUGUUUUGCUGGGGCAGGCUACACCAUCGAAAACCUACAUAAUAUUUGCUGCUCGAACUCCACUUAAAGAUGAGGCUGAGCUUCCACCAGAUAAUCCAGAUGAAAUGAAUGCAAGUGACAUCGAGUGGAUGGCUGAGCAUGCUCGACAGGUUUCCAGGAUGUUACCAGGUGGAAUAUUGGUACUUGGGAUAUUUCUUAUCAGACCAGCAAAAAUGUCAAAAGAAGAAGCUCAGGAUAUCUUCCGGAAAUUGACAAAUGCUGUUGAGUCUGCUGUUGCAAAGGAAAGGCUCUGGAAUUUUGCAGAAGAUGAACCACCUGAACGAAUUGUUCUCCAAAUCUAUGCUGAUUCAAAGAAAAUGAAGUUACGAAUUUUUGAUAUUCACAAUCCACAGACUCCACCUAAAUUGAUAGAUUAUAAAUCUAGUAGCUUGACAUCUGCCUGGCAACUUGUGGAAGCUACUAUCAACGUGGAUAUUCAUAUCCCUGUAGCAGCAACUGCCGAAAAUCAACUUGAGAAGAAUUCAUUGAAAGGUCUGAACGUUUGGGCAAAACAGAUGAUGCAGAGCAAUUACUUGAUAGGUGGAUAUUACAAAGACGCAGAAAGCAUUAUUGGUGAAGGAUCAAAAAAGAAGACACCAGUGGAAAUCCAAUUUCUGACAUCUCCUCCUGAAAUCAGUCCAGACGACACUGUAGCUGUUAUAGAGAGCUGUGGCAGUGGUAUUUAUGUGAAGGGCACAGUGCGAUGUAGAGCCUAUCUUCAUGGCAGUAAAGCAAAAGUGAAAGAUGCCAUCCAGUCACUGAAAAGAGAUGUGCUGAACACUGUGUAUGUUCGCUGUGAAAUGGUGUGUGAGGAUCGAAUUGUAAACAAAGGUGGUGAUGCUGGUGAUUCUGCAACCCAUAGAGCUCCACAUAGAGUUUUUGCCUCAACCCUGCCUUCCGGUGUUGCUUUUUGUGAUUAUGGAUUUUCAGACGAGGGAAGUAAGGACCUGGAAGAACGUUAUAAGGAACUGUUGGAUUAUGAUCUACAUCCAGCACAGUUGGAAAGAGUUGAAGAAACGAUGUUGGAAGAGAUGGGGGUCUCUCCUACCAAAGAACCAGAACUAAAACUGUUCGAAGAAGAGGAGGAGGAAGUAAUUAUAGAGACUGGCUUUAAAUACACAGGCAUGGCAGCAGCAGCAGGUGUAGGAGUCAUCGCAAUCGCAGUCUCUGUCAUUGUUUACUUCAUUGCAGGAUCAGUUUGAGCCAUGAAUAACAGCAAUCCAUCUCCCUUUUCAAGGAACAUAUAAAAUCCAGUUCCCAUGCUUUUUUGACGGAAACUGUAUUCUCAUCUCCAUUUGAAUAAAAGCAUAACAGAGCGAGAAA
This is a messenger RNA of Leucoraja erinaceus (little skate), 1799 nucleotides long. RefSeq names its product odr-4 GPCR localization factor homolog (gene odr4). Bases 356 to 1678 code for a protein of 440 amino acids. Gene Ontology annotation, biological process: intracellular protein localization. The record is from RefSeq and is a predicted model, not a curated record. NCBI's taxonomy places the organism in Eukaryota, Metazoa, Chordata, Chondrichthyes, Rajiformes, Rajidae. Gene Ontology annotation, cellular component: endomembrane system. The transcript has 17 exons.